ACCGAGCAAGGAAGCCCAGCCCCGAUGCACCUCCCCUUGAGAACUGGUAAGAAAAACUUGACAUUUUCCUUCCUUUUCUUGUUCAAGAACCAGAUUUAGGCUUGGAAAUCCCCCCCUCCCUGCAGAAAAAUCCCGGUUCUGCUCUGCUCUGUUUCUUCCAUCUGCUGCUCCUGCUUUGUUGGGGCGAAUUGGUCUGGUUUCUAGUAAGAAACAUCCAUUAUUUCCUCUGUUCUUCCUUGAAUUUAACUUGGAUUACUCUAAGUUCCUCUUGUUCCUUCAAUUUUAAGGUAGAUCCGUGAGUUUCCCCUGCAGAUUCCAUCGGCUUCCCCAACCCGCCAGCUCUAAUUUUGUUUGCUGGAAAAAUUUUGGUAGUAUGACCCGAGGACGAGGAAAAACGAGGGGAGUGACGAGUUAGAUGGCUAGCCAUCUUGUAAAUCGAGCAUAGAGUUUAGAUAUAAAUCAUGAUCUUAUAAGCUAGACUUUAUUUGGAGAUUUUUGAAAUCAGAGCAAAUUUUAUAAUUUUAUCUUCAGAUUUUGUGGUAUCAGAUUGUGGUAUGAUAAAGUUUCAAGCCUUGUGCAUUUGUGGGAUCCUCUCACAAGUGUACGGCAUCUGCCAUGUCCCCGGAUUUGGGUUCUGGGGCGUGACAGAAACAGGAAUGAGUACUCAUCACUACCCUAACAAGCCAACAACAAAUCUCAAUCUCCACCCUCCCCAAUGGCCAUUUGGGAAGCAGGAGAUAACUUCACACCUCAACAUAAGUAACUACACUCGAGGGUUAUCGGCGUGAUUAUGUGGUGCCCUCAACCUAAAUCAAGACCCCGCGCCCAUCAAACACAACAACAUGGCAAGGAAUCUAAUGAUUAGUACAACUAAAAGAUGAAACCCUAUCUGAGACGGAUAAACAUCCCUUGGAUAUAUAAGAUCAUGAAUGGAUGAAUGCAUUCAUAUGUAUGUAUGAAUGAAUGCCUAUGUGCGUG
This is a messenger RNA of Rubroshorea leprosula, 978 nucleotides long. The record is from the annotation of a GenBank genome assembly. Lineage: Eukaryota; Viridiplantae; Streptophyta; Magnoliopsida; Malvales; Dipterocarpaceae.